AUGCCACGACGCGGGACUAAACGUGUGUCAGUUCAGCACACACAGGAACGUGUCCGCAAUAACCAGCGUCGCCAUCGAGCUCGUCGAAGGGACUACAUCGCAUCGCUGGAACAAAAGCUCAUCGAAGCAGAACAGACUAUUUUGACACUCAGGACUCAAGUGAAGGCUCUGCAAGCUCCGUCGACACGACGCUGCUCCCAGAGGCAUGAUCAAGAUGAGCAAGAUUCCAGCAUCCCGCUUCCGCUACAAACAGAAAACCAGGAUGAUAUUGUCGAUAAUUUUGAGGCAUACAGUACUGUCUCUGGUACGCGGAAUAUCACAGCUUGGGAUACUCCCAUCCUAGCUUCUACCGAGCCAUUCAUUUCCAGUACUCAACCGAGAUCAGAAGUAAAUAGCCCCAUCUCUGUAUCGCCUAUUCUCAUAGCUCAAUCAUCCAAGCUGGAAACCGAACCUCUUCAGGGAACAAGGCUUGUCUCAGACCAGGCCGUUGCAGAGCCUAACAGUUUGCUGCCCACAACAGUCAUACAAAACCACGUGCCAGCACCGACAACAGCCUGUUGCUCCGACAAUGAUCUUGAAACGGAUUCACAAGUGACAGUCAAAACAAAAGACAGCGAAGCCAUCGUGCUGGAUCAGGAUACCUCACCGAUCAUGCCUCGAUACCUACCAGAGAUGGAGACCUGCUAUCAAGUACGGCCUUAUGAGUCCACAAUGCCUUGCUCCGAAGCAUUUAUUCUCAUCACGCAGCAGAACUUCAAGGGUAUGGAGCAAGGUGACGUUGCAGCCUGGUUAUGGGAUGGCUUUCGCAAGCCAAAUCAGCCCGGCGAGGGAUGUCGCGUUCAAACAGGUAUACUAUUUAGUCUCCUGGCAUUCAUUAGCGAGACGUCAUUCGAAGUUCCGGCAAAGGUGAUGCCUUGA
This is a messenger RNA of Metarhizium robertsii ARSEF 23, 918 nucleotides long. Its product is annotated as Trappc4 protein, Sedlin. The record is from RefSeq and is a predicted model, not a curated record. Lineage: Eukaryota; Fungi; Ascomycota; Sordariomycetes; Hypocreales; Clavicipitaceae. The coding region runs from base 1 to 918 and encodes 305 amino acids. The transcript has a single exon.